AUGAAUGAAAAUGUGUUUCAUAAUUCUGAAGUUGCAAAAAGUACUAACACGGCCGGUUUCACCAUUCGGAUCACCACCGAGCUGGAUUCCUUGAAUUUGUUGGACUCCCCGAUUACUUUUACCGGCCACCACCUCCGGACGAUUCGCCACCGUUCCUCUUCUGCUUAUCAUCCUCUCUUUAGAAUGAAGAUCGGCCGCCGAGGCCGAGCUGCCGUGGUGGUUCUCGGUGACAUCGGCCGGAGCCCCCGUAUGCAAUACCAUGCCCUUUCUCUCGCUCGUCAGGCAGGUUUGGAAGUCGAUAUUGUGGCCUAUGGAGGUUCGGACCCACAUUCUGCCUUGUUACAGCACAAAUCUAUACAUCUGCAUAGAAUGACACAAUGGCCAUCCAUUCCUCAAAAUUUUCCAAAGUUAUUUCGUCCCUUAAUGCUCGUGUUCAAAGCGUUAGUGCAAACCUGUAUGCUCCUUUGGUAUCUUUGUUAUAGGAUACCUGCUCCUGAUGUUUUCUUAGUUCAGAACCCUCCCUCAGUACCUACAUUAGUAGCUGUAAGAUGGGCCAGCUGGCUGAGACAUUCAGCUUUUGUUAUAGAUUGGCAUAACUUUGGUUACACACUUCUCGCAUUGAGUCUUGGGAGGACUAGCAUUUUUGUAACUAUAUAUCGAUGGAUCGAGAAGCAUUAUGGGAGGAUGGCAAAUGGUUCCUUAUGUGUAACAAAGGCUAUGCAACAUGAAUUGGAACAGAACUGGGGGAUCAAAGCCACUGUCCUUUAUGAUCAGUCACCCGAAUUUUUUCGGCCUGCUUCUCUUCAAGAGAAGCAUGAGCUGUUUUGUAGGAUUGCCGACAAGCUUAACCAACCAUAUGAUCUUAAAGACUGCAUAAGUUAUGGAAGUGGUGAGAAAGAUCCAAGUUCCACUCUAUUUACAACUAAAGUUAGCGAAGAUGUAACUAUGAAGCAGAACAGACCGGCAGUCAUCAUUAGCAGCACAAGCUGGACUCCAGAUGAAGACUUCAGCAUCCUUUUGGAGGCAGCACUCAUGUAUGAUAGAAGGGUGGCAGGUUUACAUAAUGAAAAUGACUCGAUUGAGGAGGAAAUUUUGUGGAAUGAAAUUUGUAAUGGAAAGCAAUUUUUGUAUCCAAGGUUGUUAUUCAUAAUUACUGGCAAGGGACCUGAGAGAGAGAAAUAUGAACAGAAGAUAAGGAAGUUGAAACUCAAGCGAGUAGCAUUUCGCACUAUGUGGUUGUCCGCAGAGGAUUAUCCAUUACUUCUUGGUUCAGCCGACCUCGGUGUUUGUCUGCAUACAUCUUCAUCGGGGCUGGAUCUACCAAUGAAGGUCGUGGAUAUGUUUGGCUGUGGAUUACCAGUUUGUGCAGUUUCUUAUUCUUGCAUCCAGGAACUUGUUGAAGUUGAUAAAACUGGCCUGCUCUUUUCAUCAUCAUCUGAACUUGCAGAUCAGUUGAUGAUGCUAUUCAAGGGGUUUCCAGAUGAAUGUGAUGCAUUGAGUUCGCUGAGGAAGGGUGUGUUAGCAAAGGCAUCUAGUACAAAGUGGGCAACUGGAUGGGAAGAAAACGCAAAGCCUUUACUAUCCGAGAUAGUAUUGAGUAGUUUUGAAAGUGGCUUGAUGUGA
This is a messenger RNA of Oldenlandia corymbosa var. corymbosa, 1623 nucleotides long. Lineage: Eukaryota; Viridiplantae; Streptophyta; Magnoliopsida; Gentianales; Rubiaceae. The record is from the annotation of a GenBank genome assembly.